UCAUUCCUGCGCUUAGCUUCACAUUCAUUACACCAUUUACGCAGACGAAAAGAGAGAGCGACACAGAGAGAAUUGAGAAUCUCAAUUUCAAACCUCAAUUGAUUCGAUAGUUAGAUCUUUUGUUUCUCGAAAGAAAGAGAGGGACGAUUUUGCGACUUGAAGCGUGAGAUAUUUCUUGAUAUUGGAACCCUAACCUCGUUAUUGGUAGAACUAUAAGAGGGAAGAAUCUUUUAAGCGACGGCCUUUCCAAGAUGAUUAUGAGUCAAAAAUUGGUGGCGGAAGCGGAGAUUAUCUGUUCACCGAGCAUGCCUCGGGUUCUUGAUGUGCAGUAUCAUCUGCAGAAUUUGAACGUCGAUGUGACCGUUCCUUCGACUCCGAUCUUUGAGGCCAUUACCACCGACAUAUCUCGAUUCGAAUCGGCUGUGACUCGCACAGAGAUGAUGAAAGAAGCAGCUAUGGAGUCUUCUGCUGUUAAGUCUUUUCCAACCAUUCGCUCUGGUAGCUAUGCAGACAUUGGAACAAGACCCUCCAUGGAUGACGAACACAUUCGGAUUGAUGAUCUGUCUUCUUAUCUGGGUUCUUUCUUCAAAUGGCCCAGUGCUUUUUAUGCGGUAUUUGAUGGUCAUGGUGGCCCUGAUGCUGCUACUUAUAUCAAGAGAAAUGCCAUGAGGUUGUUUUUUGAAGAUGCUGAGUUGCCUCAAACGUCUGAUAUUGAUGCUGUCUUCUUAGAGGCAUUGGUGGAUUCCCAUAGGAAAGCAUUUUUAGUGGCAGACAUCGCCUUGGCUGAUGAAAGGAGUGUUAGCAGUGCUUGUGGAACCACAGCACUGACUGCUCUAGUUAUUGGAAGGCAUCUACUGGUUGCAAAUGCUGGUGACUGCCGGGCAGUUUUAUGCAGGAAAGGGGUAGCUGUUGAUAUGUCCCAAGAUCACAGGCCUUCUUAUCUGCCAGAACGCAAGCGCGUUGAGGAGUUGGGUGGCUACAUUGAGGAUGAAUAUCUGAAUGGUUAUCUUUCAGUUACUAGAGCUCUUGGAGACUGGGAUUUGAAACUCCCAUUAGGAGCUGCAUCACCUCUCAUUGCGGAGCCAGAUGUUCGACAGCUCUUGUUAACAGAGGAGGAUGAAUUUUUGAUCAUUGGGUGUGAUGGCAUAUGGGAUGUCAUUUCAAGCCAGGAAGCUGUCAGCUUUGUCCGUCGUGGUCUCAGGCGGCACGAUGACCCAGAUCUAUGCGCCAGAGAACUCGUCAGGGAAGCAUCGCGCCUGCAUGCAACUGAUAACCUCACCGCAGUUAUCAUCUGCUUCUCUUCUCCUAGUCCUGUUGAGUCAUGUCCUCCUCAAAGGCGAAGGUUCAGGUGUUGUGGUCUUUCUGAGGAGGCCCGAAACAGAUUGAGGAGCUUGUUAGAAGGAAAUUGAAUGUACAGAGAUUUAUUUAAUGAGAUUUUUAAUGAUAAAGGAUUUGUAUCAGUUUGUGGCUGUUUCAGAUAGUUCAGAAAAAAACAGCCAGAAGUUUUGUAGGGGAGCUAGGGGUAAAAGAGUAUACCGGGAUAAUUGUAGCGGGAGCAAAUUAUAUGUUUCUGGAUUUUUAUGUUUAAUCAAAACGUCAGAUUAUUUUUUAUAGUUAGGUAUUGCUUAUUAGGGUUCCCUGCAAUGUGUAAAGCCUGCAAUUUAUUUAUUUUCCUUUGUUAGUAAUA
Messenger RNA from Jatropha curcas, 1687 nucleotides. RefSeq names its product Protein phosphatase 2C family protein. Gene Ontology annotation, molecular function: protein serine/threonine phosphatase activity; cation binding. The record is from RefSeq and is a predicted model, not a curated record. Gene Ontology annotation, biological process: protein dephosphorylation. NCBI's taxonomy places the organism in Eukaryota, Viridiplantae, Streptophyta, Magnoliopsida, Malpighiales, Euphorbiaceae.